UAUCUUUUAAGUCUUUAACAAAUGGCUACAAAGAUAUCGGAAUUAGUUGUUUUUCUUCUCUCAUUGCUUCUUCUGCUGUCAUUCAUCUUUUUUCAGGUUGGAGUCGCCGACGCCAAACGCAACCAACCAGGUCAAGAACCGCUUGUAGAUUACCGUCGCCCUCCCACCGCACCUAUAUAUCUGCCGCCCUCUAAAUCACGCAAAGGAAAAGGUCCAUGAAGAAACUAUACUGGUCAAGACUCAAGACUCUAGACUAAUGUUGUUAUGAUCUCUUAAUAGUUUUAACUUUUUGGGAAGAUCAUGUCACGUUUUUAGAUCAUAUAGUAGUGUUUUGUUAUAAAUAGGUUGUCGGUUGUAAUGGUUCACUGGUUUGGCCACAUCUAUAUUGUAGGGAAACUAAUCAAUGGCUAAAUCAUCAUUAAUUAAUUUCAGUUGAGGCUUGAGAGGUUAAAUCUGUGGCCAAUUAACCAAAAAAACAAACAUUAUUGUGGCCAUUUGUGAAUUGUGACCAAUUUUUUUUUUUAAAACACGAAAUAAAAUAUGUGGCUAUAUGACAAA
This is a messenger RNA of Camelina sativa (false flax), 558 nucleotides long. Its product is annotated as serine rich endogenous peptide 13. The record is from RefSeq and is a predicted model, not a curated record. NCBI's taxonomy places the organism in Eukaryota, Viridiplantae, Streptophyta, Magnoliopsida, Brassicales, Brassicaceae.